AUGAUGAAAGACCCUGCAGCCGGAGUGCCGGCGCAGCUGUUGCCGCAUCUGCACCUCGUCUCCAAGUAUCGCUAUCCUAUUACCAGCAACCCUGCUGUCGAUACCAUUGUUGGCUACCUUUUGGAAGCGCCGAAGAUCGUGCGCGACCUUCAGCCGAUGCAAUGGCAGUUCAUCGACACUCCUCCAGACGGCUCAUUGAUCCUCGAGUGGCAGCCGCUCGAAUACCUGGGCACAAGCUAUGCGAGUGAUGGCUUCAUCUGGGCAGAUGUGGAACAUGUGUACAAAUCCGAAGUCAGGGGAUAUACUCUCGAAAUGCUCCUGCAAAGAGCAGGCUACCGAGCAUCCGGCGAGGCGAUGGCGACUCACUGCAGGAGACGAUACCGGCUUCUCCCAGGAAACCCAGCUCACGGACUGCCGAAUCCUGAUCCCAGUCUAUGGCUGACGCACUACUCGAAAGCCUCAGCGCGCGACCAUGUUCCUGCUGCGAGCAUCCCAAUUCUGCCGCACGUCCAUGCGCUGAUCCAGCAGCGCAGAAUGAUACAAAGCCAGGGCCAGUUGCCGCGAAAGGAAUUCAUGCUGCAUGAUCGAUCAAACUGGCCCGUCAUCCACCUCCCCCCGGGAGUUGCCAGAGCUGCUGCCCAGGGACAGAUUCCUCCGGGUGCCGGCCACAGGAGAGGGGCGAGCAUUGCGCAAGAAGCGACACUAGAAGAGGAGGAAGACGUCUCUCGUGGAGAUCUGCUUGACUUCAUGACGCCUCGGGACAUCAGCCGCGUCCGAUACGAACAACACCACGAAUGGAUGGAGGAGAUUAUCGAAUCGCCAUAUCCGACAUUGUCCAUUAUUCCCAGUGAUCUUGGCUUCGGACGGAAAGGACAGCUUGAAGAGUUGACCAAAGAUUUCUUCGACGCCCCUGUAACCGCGACGAGGGAGCCAAGCUCCGGUCCUCCACCGCGAGUGGGCAAGAUGCCUUCUGGUCAGGCUGACGACUUCAUCAAACGAGCUUCCGAGAAGCUGGUCGCAAUGCAAGCGGAACUGGAAGAGAUGAGGAAGAAGCACGCUCGACGGAUGGAAAAGUUACGCCGCUCCACGACAUUGACAACAGCGGAGAAAAAGCUGCGCAUGGUGUCCAACAUGCCAGAAAGACGGAGUAUUUCCAAGGACACGACAAACGGGUCUUCUGAAGCUGCACCCCGUGACGCAAUCGACGAGAUCAUGGGCACUGUAGAAUUGAAUAUGGGUCAAAAGCUGACAAAAACUGCCACUGUAACACUCAUAUCGAAGGGUGGUUUGGAGGAGCAAAAGCAGAUCAGUCCCUCUCCAGUUGCAACCUCCAUCCCAGCUGUUCCUCGAGUUCAGAGUGCGGUCAACCCUGCCGUCUCUGUGGAUACGUCGAGCCAACAGCACGUCCAGCCGCAGCCACCAACCAGCAUUGCACAAGAGCCAAAACCUCCACACGAGGCGAUAUCUACUCCGCUGGGUGCAUCACAGAUGCCGAGUCAACCAGCACCCGCAGCUUCUGAAGGAGAAAGUCAGCCGUCUGCAUCAGAACCCGGCCAACCUACUUUCGUGGAGCAGCCGCAUCAGCCAGAUGCCCAUCCAGACAGUGAUGGCCUUCCGCGACUGGAUGAUAUUGGAACAGAUGUCAACAUGGAAGGUAUGGUUGAUCAUGUUGACGGUACAGACCAGGGUGGAGAUGAAUGGGUAAUGAUCCGCGAGGACGGGGCUCAGGACGGGGCUCAGAACGACGGUAUCCCGGAGAUGCAACCAGAGGGGGAACAAGGUCAUGUGCAACCCAGCGCCGAAGUUGCUCCCGAACACGCUAGCGGUCAGGAUACGGACCUUCAACAGCUACCACAAGCUCAGCUCCACCAAGAUGCGCAACUGAACACCCCUGAUUUUGAUAUGGGAGGCGAUUUCGACAAUGUUGAGGUGGACACCGCUGGGGACGCGCUCGCCAGCUACGGCGACGACGAAGAUCUCAAUUUGGAAAAUAUGGAGGGCUCAGCUUUCGGCGAUGCGUUCCAUACGGAGGACGAAGAAAUCUCGUAG
This is a messenger RNA of Cladophialophora yegresii CBS 114405, 2049 nucleotides long. RefSeq lists its product as uncharacterized. Bases 1 to 2049 code for a protein of 682 amino acids. Gene Ontology annotation, biological process: chromatin remodeling. NCBI's taxonomy places the organism in Eukaryota, Fungi, Ascomycota, Eurotiomycetes, Chaetothyriales, Herpotrichiellaceae. The transcript has 3 exons. The record is from RefSeq and is a predicted model, not a curated record.